ACAGGGUGUUACACCCUGUUCCCGAGUUGCAAUUAACGAGGGAAAUCGAGUGAAAAGGAUGGAUUUGUAGAGAAAGAAGGAUUCAAUGGCGUUCCCGAGUUUAUUUUUUUGACUGAUUUGGGAAGAAAGGAAAGGAAAUCGGAGGUAUCUUUUCUCUCCUAAUCUUCCUCCCAAAUUGGAGAGAUUUGGAGAGAAAGAAUCAUUGACAAGCAAAAAAUCUCGGUGAUUCCCAAAUUGCCCUUGAACCCUAUAUAAUCACGUCAACAGCAAAACACAGAAAAAAAAAUCGCUGCUUCCUUCUUCACGCUCUGUUGGCUGUUCUCUCUUUCAGCAAAACAUCAGGUAAAAAUUUCGAUGGAUAGUGAACUACAAACACCCGCUCAAUUUCUGAGAGUCAGGCAAAGACAAGUAGUUCAUCUGCUUUGCUUGUUGAUGGCCAUUCUGACAUAUCGUGCCCUUGCCAACACAAACCGUCCCAAAUUACCUUCUAGGAAACUUAUUUUAAAACGGCGACGUAUACGUGAACAGUUGCUACACGACCUUUCAAACGGUGGUCAAUGUCGUGAACUUAUCCGUAUGAGUGAGCAGGCUUUUAAGAAAUUGUGAACUAUCUUACAACAAGUUGGUGGUCUUCGAGCUACUCAACGCAUGUCCGUUGAAGAGCAUGUUGCAAGAUUUUUGCACAUUGUCGGCAAUGAUUUUAGAAAUCGAUUUGUCUCUUGGCUAUACUGUCGCUCUAAAUCCACUACAAGUAGGUGCUUCCAUAGAGUUCUCCGAGCAAUUAUAUCACUGGAAAGUUAUUAUAUUCAACAACCAAAAGGCGAUGUUGUACAAAAAGAAAUUCAAGAAAAAAAAACGAUUUUAUCCUUACUUCAAGAAUUGUAUAGGUGCAGUUGACGGGACACAUGUUCGUGUCAAAGUACCUAACAAAGAUGCCCCUAGAUAUCGUGGUCGCAAGGGAUACCCUACGAUAAAUGUCUUAGCUGCUUGUACAUUUGAUUUAAAAUUUACGUACAUUUUAAGUGGUUGGGAGGGUACAGCAUCAGACUUAAGGAUACUAAAGAAUGCACUCAAUAGAGAAGAUAAACUAGUAAUUCCAAAGGGUCGAUACUAUUUGGUAGAUGCUGGUUUGCCCCAUACAACUACACUAAUGGCACCAUAUCGCGGUGUCAGAUAUCAUUUGAAAGAGUAUUCUGCUCGGGCCCCUGAGAAUGCAAAAGAGUUGUUUAAUCUCCGUCAUGCUUCAUUACGUAACGCUAUAGAACGGGCAUUUGGUGUUUUAAAGAGAAGGUUUCCUAUCAUUAGAAGUACACAAGAACCUUUUUAUUCCUGUGAAACACAAUCAGACAUUUUCUUGGCAUGUUGUAUUUUACAUAACUUUUUGUUAGAAGAAGAUCGAGACAAAAAUCUUGAAGAUGAGGUCCUACAAGAAAUGUUAAAUGAACCAUGAGAGGAAAUGUGCCAUAAUAUAAAAGAGACAAAUCAGGGUAAUGCUGCGGCAGAGCAAAUGAGGAACUUAAUUGCAAAUCAAAUGUGGACUGAUUACUUGCCAAAUCGAAACAAUGAGAUCGAUAUGUCAAUGUAGCUACUAGUUUUUAUUAUAACAUUUCAAUUUGAUUUUGUUUGGAUCUUUUGUGUUUGACUUGAUUUUGUAUGAAUCGUUACUGUUUUGACUUUAUUUGUGUUAUUUAUCUUUUGGACAUGUUAUUUACUCAUUAUUUGUACAUCCUCUAAGUAAGUAUUUUUUAUGUUAUCAAUGCUUGGUUUGUUUAUUUAUGAU
This is a messenger RNA of Lactuca sativa (garden lettuce), 1780 nucleotides long. RefSeq lists its product as uncharacterized. The record is from RefSeq and is a predicted model, not a curated record. Lineage: Eukaryota; Viridiplantae; Streptophyta; Magnoliopsida; Asterales; Asteraceae.